Molecule: messenger RNA, 297 nt
Organism: Oppiella nova
Lineage: Eukaryota; Metazoa; Arthropoda; Arachnida; Sarcoptiformes; Oppiidae
Source: the annotation of a GenBank genome assembly
AUGGAUUCAAUAAGAGUUUUAUAUUUGAUUUUAAUUUUGUUUGUAUUUAUCUGUUGUGUCGCAUCCAACGGCACCAAAAUGAGUAAAUGCAUGGCUUUUGCAAGCAAUAAGGAUAAGGAUAGGGGCACACGAUCUCAAGCAAAUUUCAAUUACAAGAAAGCGAUGGAUAAUAGAGUUAUCGAUGCCUUCCGGGCGUGUCUUCUCAAUGAGGAAGGCUUUCGGUUUAAGAAGACAUCGAAAAUCAAAGAUUUCGCACAAAUUAAGUCAUCUCGUGUUAAGAUUAAUGCCAGUACCUAG